AUGGUGACCAUAUACCUCCUUCUCAGCGUUGUCAUUGGCUAUUACACGAUCAUCACCUUCAUCAAGAUGUUCAUCUGCAAUCCAAUCUCCGCUUAUUGGACACGGACUCAAGAAACCGAAACCGACGCGCUAUGCUUAAACCAGCCAGGAGUGAUCAUUGCAGAUUCCAUCAUCAGCUUCUUGACGGAUAUUGCCAUAUUCGCGUUUCCCGUUACGUUCAUCUGGCCACUGCAGAUGCCCUUUUGGAAAAAGGUCAAAGUCACUACUCUUCUUGGACUUGGAGGCAUCGCUGUGGCUUUUAGCCUUUACCGACUUGUGGUCGGGGUAUACGAGAUCAAGAGACCGGACGACACGACAAUGUUUACCAGGUCCAUAUUGACCGCAAACGCCGAAGUGGGACUCGGGCUAAUCUGCGCCUGUCUGCCGGCCUUCAACAUCCUCACCAAGCAUACUCAGCAAAACCCGGCUCCCUGGAAAGGCCUGGUACGCGGAAACAAAAAGAAACCCAAGUCAACUAAUACCAUUUUCGAUGGCACCCAGUCUAGUCGAUUUGUUACAAGUCAUUUGAGUAGCUCUGCACGCCGAGGGUCCACGGAUUCAGCCGUACUUAUGGCUAGUCAGGAGCAGUCGGGCUUGUCAGCUGGGGAUAAUACCGAAUCGAUCAUAAAGAUGGUCUCCUUGAAUCAGCAUUGGGAGCAGGCGUCGCAAAGUAACGAAGGGACUGAUCGAACCGACAUAAUAUAG
Molecule: messenger RNA, 744 nt
Organism: Penicillium lagena
Lineage: Eukaryota; Fungi; Ascomycota; Eurotiomycetes; Eurotiales; Aspergillaceae
Exons: 3
Coding region: 1-744 (247 amino acids)
Source: RefSeq, a predicted model, not a curated record